Molecule: messenger RNA, 1008 nt
Organism: Ramularia collo-cygni
Lineage: Eukaryota; Fungi; Ascomycota; Dothideomycetes; Mycosphaerellales; Mycosphaerellaceae
Exons: 2
Coding region: 1-1008 (335 amino acids)
Biological process (GO): biosynthetic process
Molecular function (GO): acyltransferase activity, transferring groups other than amino-acyl groups
Source: RefSeq, a predicted model, not a curated record
AUGUCGACUGACAUCAACGGAGUGGAGUACUGGGUGCUACCGGACUUUACCUUCGCAGCAGGAACUCGCAAAGCAAUCAAGAUUGCAUAUCGCUCCUUCAAUCCGCUGUCGACAAAUGGAGCAGUCUUGAUACCAACCUGUUUUGGCGGACGCAUCAACAAGACGUUGAAUUUCACUUCCGGCGCUCUGAAAGACUAUCACGUUAUCGUCGUUGCUAUGCUUGGCAAUGGAGAGAGCUCUAGCCCAUCGAAUGAUGCCGACUUUCCCUCUGAUUACUCACUGCGAUAUCAGGACUGCAUAAAUGCUCAGUACGCUCUCGUCACCCAACAUCUUGGUAUCAAGAGCCUCGAAGCAGUAAUAGGAUUCUCAAUGGGGGGUCAGCAGGUAUACUACUGGGCCACGAUGCAUGGAUGUGGGGAGGAUCCUUUCGUUAAGCGUGCAGUGGUCAUAUGCGGCAGCGCGAAAACAUCCGGWCUAAACUAUGCAUUUCUUGAGGGACCAACCUCCGCACUCAUUGCAAGUCACGACUACCAUCAAGGCCGUUACCGAGAGAAAGGUGUUAAGCCCACUCAGGGGCUACGGGCGUUUGGUAGGGCUUAUGCCGCGUGGGUGCCAAGCGCCGAGUGGUUCAGACAAGAAUUGUGGCGAGGGUCAGGCGCGAAAAGUCUGAAGGAGUGGCUACAUCCGCCAGUCUCCUCGUAUGAGAGUUGGGAUCCGGAAGAUCUCAUUGUGCUUGCGAGAAUGUGGCAAGCAGGUGAUGUGGGUGAUGUAGCAGGCGACGGUGAUUACAAGGCUGCGUUAGGUCUCAUCACCGCGAAAGUGCUCGUAAUCCCUGGCAUGACGGACCAGUACUUCCUGGCCACGGAUGGAGAGUCCGAGGUUGAAUAUCUUAAACACGGCGUGUUUGAUCCUAUCCCAUCCAUCUGGGGACAUAUGGCUGGAGGCGGAUCUAACCCGACCGAUGUGCAGUGGAUGGACGAGAGGAUUUCGCGCUUCAUGAGCGGGUGA